AUGGGCAGCUACUUCGGGGAGUUCACACAGACCCACCAAGGAGAUCCCAGCGGCCGCCUUCGUGCACCCCCAGCCCCCCACAAGAUGAUCGCUUCCACCUGGGGGCAUCCGCCGCGAGCUGGACCGUCAACGGAUAGCCUCGGUCACCCUUUCCCAGUCUUUAAGCAGCCGACGCUUCACGAAUUGGUCAGCACGACUUUCUUCAACGGCGGAGAGAUCGCGUCCGGAGAGAGCGGCGUCGGCGCCGCCGCUGCCGCCGCCGCCCAAGCCAGGAACCAGAUAUCUUCUACUCGAGACGCCGGCUUUAAGAAAAGGUUGAUUUCCAUUUCUAGGCUGGAUCAUAAAUUUCUCUUUAUCGUCGUCUUAGCCUCGCUCUUCCGAAUUGCUCAAAAAAAUUCUUCCCUUCGCUCUCUAGAAUCGAGAUAAAGUUUCAGAUGAAUUCAAAGGCGAUCCCAGUCCUUUUCGCAUAGGUGAUUUGGCAAAUUUUACGAUUUUUUUUAUAGCGUAGAGUUGCAGGAACCAAGUAGAGCGAUGCCAGAUAGAAAGGAUAACACAUCUCCUACAGAGCUAGUUUUCGUGGAAUGGGAAAACAUAGAAACAGUUGAAUACUGAUGAAGCCCACAUACAAGCUCUGUACUCAGAAGACAUUACAGGCCACAAGUUCUAGCCUUUCGCCGUGUGGCAAUUAUAUCAAACUUUGGCUGCCUAACUGACCGACAUCUCUCAUCUCUGUCUUUCUCUCUAUCUAGUUUUUAAUGUGCAUGUAUAUAGAUAUAUCGUAUUUCCUUUGGUUCUCCUCCUUGUUGGCAGGAUUUCUAACGUUCAUUUCUCCUCUUCACAGGAAGAACCAGACCAAGAAGGUGGUCUGUGUCCCGGCACCGGACGCUGCCGGUGGCAAGCCUGGUGGAGAGAUGGUUCCAUCCGAUUCCUGGUCUUGGAGAAAGUAUGGCCAGAAACCCAUCAAGGGCUCUCCUUAUCCAAGGUAAAUCUCUAUCAUUCUUCCAACACAGAAGGAUCAUCUUCUUUAUCCUCGCUAAUAAUUGAAGAAAUCAUGGUAAAUGCUCCUAGGAUAGUCUUAAAUAAUCUGAUUUACUGUAUGAUCUUAUUUGAGUCAUUGCCAAAUAUUCUCAAGUUGGACAUUCUAAUUCCUUAACAUAGUACCAAGCCAUAUGGUUUCAUCAUGACCUGACAUUCCAUGGUUAAAUUACCAAUGUAGAGGAAAAAGCAUAAUAUCAAUGUUCCAAUUAGUUGGCUGGUUAAAACAACUGUCGGAAUAAUCCUCAACUCAGAGGUGAAUUGUCUGGCAUAGUGUUCAGUAUUAAAGGUGAUAGUUGGUCUUGACAAGCUCAUACAUCAAUUUUAUUGAUUGCAUAGCAAAUUGUACUAGUUUCCUUAAACAUGAGAGAGUCUAUUUAUAAAAAUAGUCUAACAUUAUGAAAGUAAAUCGGGUCCUAUUGUUUUUAUUCGGGAUAAUUCAAGUAUUACCAAAUGAAAUUGGUUGUGGCUUCGAUGAGAUAAAAUUUAAAGAGUCAAAGCCUUAGAUAGUUGUUUUAAACAUGUAACAUACUAGGGUAAAACCUACCUGCAUCUGUGCUUGAUUAACAAUUAAUUUUUAAUUGGAGGGUCAAAGCACCUCUGAUUGAAGAAAGUACUUUUUACAUCUUUGUCUGACUAAAUAUAUAAUUUUUUUUACCUUUAAGGUGCAUUGUAGUAUUUUUAACCUGUUAUUCAUGAUUAUCUAGGGAAAAUUAUAUAAAGGAAAAUCUUUGAAUGAUGUCAUUAAACAUUUGGCUAUUAUACGCCCAUUAUCAAUCAGUUUUUGAGUUUCCAAAUGAACUAGCCAUCGGCUAAUUUCGCAUUAUUUUGUGGGAUUCAAUCAUCCAAAUGAUAAAUUCAACAAAAAUUGGCAGAAGUUGACCUGUUGUUUUGAUUCAGGGGUUACUACAGGUGCAGCAGCUCGAAAGGUUGCUCGGCGAGAAAGCAAGUGGAGAGGAGCAAGACCGACCCAAGCAUGCUGAUAGUCACCUACACGUGCGAGCACAACCACCCCUUACCUACUCAGAAGAGCAGCUCUCCGGCCCGGAAGGUGGCCUCACCAGGCUCGGCCGGUGCACCGGCGGCGGCGAAAGCUGAGUCGCCGGAGGCCGCAGAGGCUCUCCAUCGGAGCGGAGAGACGGUGCCGCCGGAGUUGAGUUGGACGGAGGAUUUCUUUGCCGAGUUGGGUGAGCUGGGGGAGGACACCAUGAGCCUUGUCUUCUCGAAGGAGUUUGUGGAGGACAAGCUGAUCGGCGAGGGGGAGGAAGAAGACGCCAUGGAUGUCUUCAGGAGGUUUGACUGGGCGAAGCAUUCCUUCGGGGAAGCCAAAUAA
Molecule: messenger RNA, 2368 nt
Organism: Spirodela intermedia
Lineage: Eukaryota; Viridiplantae; Streptophyta; Magnoliopsida; Alismatales; Araceae
Source: the annotation of a GenBank genome assembly